UAUAGACGAUGAACAUGGAUGAACACUCGGGUAGCGGUGAACUACAACAAUUGGUACAGAAAGAGGAGAGCGAAGAGCCAUUAAGUAGAGGCGAUGAAGUAACGCCGCCUUGUACUCCUACUAAGUCUAAUAAACAAUCUAAAGGCAAAAUACACAGUCCCCAUGAAUUGCAACAAGUAAUAUGGGAGAAUAACGCACAAAGUUCAUCGGCAUUAAGCAAAGAAUCUUCGAGUCAAGCUACAACUAGCUAUGGAAAUCAAUCUCGUCUCGUUUAUUCAAACGAUAAAGAAAAACAGAAGUCCGUUAAUCCCGAAGUUCCAAAUAUAAAUAAGCAACGUAAAGUUCUGCUACCAUGCAAGCAUCAUUCAUUUUUAUCAGAAGUACCCGAUGUCAGGCAUAUGGAGCAAGCGCUACUCCAGCUACUCGAAGACUUCCAUAGUGGCAAUUUGCGUGCUUUUGGAAAAGAUUGUAGUAUGGAACAAAUGAUUGAAAUUAGAGAGCAGCAGGAAAAACUUGCGCGACUUCAUUUUGAAAUGGGACAACGUCAGGAUAUUCACGAGAUUGAGCAAUCAAGUUUUAGACAAUCGAGUGCCAAUAUGCUUAAUCUUCUUCAACGACUCGAACAACUUAGUGUUUGUAUUGAGAAACUGCACAGUAAAUAAUAAUAAUUAUAUGUUCGUGUAUAGUAAAUGAUAAGAUGAAAAUACUUAUUAUAUUAUUGUGAAUGUUGAUUUAUUUUUGUAUAGAUAUG
Ceratosolen solmsi marchali is the source of this 751-nucleotide messenger RNA. Its product is annotated as coiled-coil domain-containing protein 28A-like. The record is from RefSeq and is a predicted model, not a curated record. NCBI's taxonomy places the organism in Eukaryota, Metazoa, Arthropoda, Insecta, Hymenoptera, Agaonidae. The transcript is spliced from 4 exons. Bases 9 to 662 code for a protein of 217 amino acids.